Molecule: messenger RNA, 3141 nt
Organism: Aspergillus uvarum CBS 121591
Lineage: Eukaryota; Fungi; Ascomycota; Eurotiomycetes; Eurotiales; Aspergillaceae
Product: putative cellobiose dehydrogenase
Exons: 2
Coding region: 196-2931 (911 amino acids)
Molecular function (GO): flavin adenine dinucleotide binding; oxidoreductase activity, acting on CH-OH group of donors
Source: RefSeq, a predicted model, not a curated record
UUCUUUUUUUUUUUUUUUCCUUUCUUUUUUGGGCACUUUCUUUUUGCCGCCACUCUUUUCCGGGUUGCUGCUGGGCCAGCUUUCCCCCUCAAGGUUUCUAUCUCAUUCUCUCACCUUUGAUUAGGUAUCUUUCCGACCCUAUCUGGUCUAUAGCAUCUUUUGCUCGUUCUUCUCUUCCGAACAAUUCACUUCAGGAUGCGUUCCUACAUUCUUAGCGGCGCUGUGGCCCUGAGCUCUGCGCUCGGUGCCUCCGCCGCAGCCACCGCUACUUCCGCCUACAGUGACUCGGUUUCCGGCAUGGACUUCCAAAGAUGGUGCGACUCAGAUACGGGCUUCUGUUUCGGUAUUGCGCUGCCUGAGACCGUGGAGAAGAGCUUCAUCGGUCAGCUGAGUGUGCCUCUCGACAGCUCUAAGGGAUGGGGUGGUGUCAGUAUGUCCGGUUCCAUGACCAAGGCUCUCCUCAUCGCAGCCUGGGCCAACGGCGACUCUGCUGUCGGAACCCUCCGCGAGACCAGUGCCUACUCCAGCCCCGAGGUUUACAGCGGCGAUGCCAGCAUUCUCGAAAUCCCCGAGGGAACCUCCGUCAACAGCACUUUCCUCACCUAUACCUUCCUGUGCGAGAACUGCAUUCUCGGCGAGCCCACUACCUUCGGCGCCACCGAAGACACUUAUUACUUCGGCUGGGGUCUCAGUACGACCAGCCCUACUACCCCCUCCUCCGAUUCCUCUGCCAUGCCUUUCCACGGAGCCGGUUACGGUGGCUUCGAAGUCUACCUGUCCAAGGCCAAGUCGUCUAGCUACGCCACCUGGGCUGCGAAAGCCGUCUCGAGCACGUCUACUGCCUCUGCGUCCGCCUCGGUUACCAGCCCUUCUGCCAGUGCCUCGGCCAGUGUCGUCGCCACGGUUUCGAACACGACCUAUGAUUACAUUGUUGUCGGAGGCGGUGCUGCCGGUAUCGUUGCCGCUGAGCGUUUGGCUGAGACCAGCAAGAAGGUCCUGCUGAUCGAGCGUGGUGUGGCUCCUACCACGGAGCUGGGUGCGACCGAUGCUCUUUCGUGGAACUCCUCCAUGACUCCUUUCGAUAUCCCUGCCCUCGGCAGCUCCCUCACCUCCCUCAACUUGAUGGGCGACUACCUCUGCGACGAUACUGCGGGUAUGGCUGGUUGUGUUCUGGGUGGUGGUACCAUUGUCAACGCCGAAUCCUUCAUCCACCCCCAGGAGGCCGAUUUCGACGACAAGUGGCCCACCGGCUGGAAGUGGAAGGACAUUGAGGCGGCUGCUAACCGUCUGUACGCGCUCAACCCCGGAAGCACUCUUCCCUCGGCCGACGGCAAGCGGUACGAUCAGGGCAUGUACACUGUUCUUUCUGGCUUCCUGAAGGGUCUUGGAUGGAAGUCUGUUGACUCCCAGAAGCAGCCCAAUGAGAAGCACAUGGUGUACAGCUACCCCUCGUGGGAUGUCGGCAAUGGUAUCCGCGCUGGUCCUGUCCGCUCCUACCUCCCCUUGGUCCAGGACCUUGACAACUUCAGCCUUCGCACAAGCACCAAGGUCCGCCGUCUUGUACGCCGCAGCGCCCGCGUUACUGGCGUUGAGGUCGAGACCAGCUCUGGUGGCAUCGAGAUCAUCAACCUGAAUGCUGGUGGUAAGGUUGUCCUUGCUGCGGGUUCCAUGUCUACCCCUCGCAUCCUGUUCAACUCCGGUAUUGGCCCCACCGAGCAGAUCCAGACUGUCAAGAGCGGCAACACUGGUAUCACCCUCCCUCCUUCCUCUGAGUGGAUCAACCUGCCUGUUGGCCAGAACCUCCGGGACCACCCCAUGUUCACCGUCACCGUCAACACCAACAGCAACUUCACCCACUUCAACACCUCCAGUGUGGUUCCCGGCCCCAGUGCCGCCGCCCAGAAGCUUUUCGCGGAGGGCUCCGGUGUCCUCACCCAGGGUGGCCACCGUCUCCAGUUCUGGACCUCCAACGUUGGAACCGAUGGCAUUACUCGUUUCUACCAGGCUUCCUGCAGCACCAGCACGGACGGUGUGAUCACCAUGAAGCUGUACCUGACCCACGGUGCCACCUCGACCGGUGUCCUUGGCAUCGACAGCUCCGGCACCACCACCCUCGAGACCGACCCCUGGCUGCAGACUGCCGCGGACAAGGAAGCUGUGACCCGCUUCUUCCAGAGCUUGAUCGACGACAUCAGCAACUCCACCUCCGGCUUCUCCAUCUCCGGAACCUCGACCGCUUCCGGUAUCCUUAACCUGAUGACCAGCGGUGACCACUUUGUCGGCACUGCGAAGAUUGGCACUGACGAUGGACGUGUCAGCAACGGCACUUCUGUCGUUGAUCUCAACACCAAGGUGUACGGUACCGAGAACUUGUACGUCGUUGAUGCCAGUAUCCACCCCGAUCUGCCCACCGGGAACACUCAGGCCAUCGUCAUGAUUGCCGCGGAGGCCGCUGUGGCCCGCAUCAUCGCCCAGGGCACGGAUGCCGUUAGCGCCAGCUCGUCUAUUGCUGUUUCGGCGGCCUCUACCGCUGCUGCCCAUUAUGCAUCUGCUACCGAGUCCUCGGUUGCUGUCAGCAUUGCGACGGCUACUCCCGAGACCACCGCUGCCAGCGUUGCCGCCGAGGCGACCGCCACUGCUACCUCCGCGUCCAGCGCUGCUUCUUCCAGCUCUGCCUCUGCCUCCGAUGACGAUGAGGAUGACGAGGACUUGCCCGACUGUGACGAUGAGGAUGACGAGGAGGAGACCAACCCUGAGGAUAGCUUCUCGGGCUCUGCCUCUGUGACUGCCCACAAGGCUGUGGCUACUCAGGCCGGCUCCGGUGCCUCGACCACCACCGUGUGGGUGACCUCGACCGCCUGGACUACGACGACCGAAGCCGUGGUUACCACCACCACUUCUACCGUCACUGUCUGGCCCACCUACGCCUAGAUAGGCCGGUGACUGGACUCUCUUGUCGACGGUGGUUGUGGUUGUAUGUAUAUAGCCGGACUUCACCGUUCGAUUCUCUGUAUUUAGACCGACCGCAUUUACUAUCAGAAUUAGAAUAUUUGCGAUGCACUCAGCUGAUUGUUUUGGAGUAAAAGUAGUCGCCACUCUGCCAUCCCGGUCACGACUGGACGAUGCGAAGAGGACUAAGGC